Molecule: messenger RNA, 2068 nt
Organism: Drosophila subpulchrella
Lineage: Eukaryota; Metazoa; Arthropoda; Insecta; Diptera; Drosophilidae
Gene: Zw
Product: glucose-6-phosphate 1-dehydrogenase
Exons: 4
Coding region: 370-1878 (502 amino acids)
Biological process (GO): pentose-phosphate shunt, oxidative branch; glucose metabolic process
Cellular component (GO): cytosol
Molecular function (GO): NADP binding; glucose-6-phosphate dehydrogenase activity
Source: RefSeq, a predicted model, not a curated record
UUUUGUGCUAACCGCAUCGAAAGAUACAUAAGCGAGCGCACCUGCCCAAGACUAAGCUUCCGCACCUGCUCCAUCUGGUCUUCUCGGAUCGAUCUGGCCCGCACGCCCACGCCCAUUAGCACCAGCCCUCGACGGAGGGUGACCUCUGGCAGGGCUCCCUCGCGGAUUACUUGAAUAGUCAUCGGCAUCGACGGCGAUUAGACAUCGGAUCCCGUUCUUACCGAGUGCUUAUCGCUCCCGCACUUCCGAACUGAACCGUCAAACCCUAAUAUAGUCUGCAGACGGCCGUCGACGUUCACUUACCGUCACAUCUUCGAUCAGGAUCACACCGCCCUGGACCUCAUCAUAAAGUCGCUCAAGUCCCCGACCAUGGUUUGUGAGGGCACCCACUUCGACGGCAAGAUCCCGCACACGUUCGUCAUCUUUGGGGCGUCGGGCGACCUGGCCAAGAAGAAGAUCUACCCGACGCUGUGGUGGCUAUACCGAGAUGACCUCCUGCCCAAGCCCACAAAGUUCUGCGGCUAUGCGCGUUCCAAGCUGACGAUCGCGACCCUCAAGGAGCAGUGCCUGCCAUACAUGAAGGUCCAGCCGCACGAGCAGAAAAAGUACGAGGAGUUCUGGGCGCUCAAUGAGUACGUCGCCGGCAGCUACGAUGGACGCACUGGGUUCGAGCUGCUCAACCAGCAGCUGGAGCUGAUGGAGAACAAGAACAAGGCGAACCGCAUCUUCUACCUGGCCCUGCCGCCCAGCGUUUUCGAGGAGGUGACGGUCAACAUCAAGCAAAUAUGCAUGUCGUUGUGCGGCUGGAACCGCGUGAUCGUGGAGAAGCCCUUCGGACGGGAUGACGCCUCCUCGCAGGCGCUGAGCGACCACCUGGCUGGUCUGUUCCACGAGGAGCAGCUGUACCGCAUCGACCACUAUCUGGGCAAGGAGAUGGUCCAGAACCUGAUGACCAUACGCUUCGGCAACAAGAUUCUCAGCUCGACGUGGAACCGCGAGAACAUCGCCUCGGUGCUGAUCACAUUCAAGGAGCCCUUCGGCACCCAGGGACGCGGCGGCUACUUCGAUGAGUUCGGCAUCAUCCGUGACGUGAUGCAGAACCAUCUGCUGCAGAUCCUCUCGCUGGUGGCCAUGGAGAAGCCGGUCAGCUGUCAUCCGGACGACAUUCGCGAUGAGAAGGUCAAGGUGCUCAAGAGCAUUCAGGCCCUUACGCUGGACGACAUAGUGCUCGGCCAGUAUCUGGGCAAUCCGCAGGGCACCACCGAUGAUGCGCGUACGGGCUACCUGGAGGAUCCCACGGUUAGCAAUGAUUCGAACACGCCCACCUACGCCCUCGGCGUCCUGAAAAUCAACAACGAGCGCUGGCAGGGCGUGCCCUUCAUCCUGCGCUGCGGCAAAGCUCUGAACGAGCGCAAGGCGGAGGUGCGCAUCCAGUACCAGGACGUACCCGGCGACAUCUUCGAGGGCAGCACGAAACGCAACGAGCUGGUCAUCCGCGUCCAGCCGGGCGAGGCCCUGUACUUCAAGAUGAUGACCAAGAGCCCGGGCAUCACCUUCGACAUCGAGGAGACCGAGCUUGAUCUGACCUACGAGCAUCGGUACAAGGACUCCUACCUCCCGGACGCCUACGAGCGGCUCAUCCUCGACGUCUUCUGCGGCUCCCAGAUGCACUUCGUCCGCUCCGACGAGCUGCGCGAGGCGUGGCGCAUCUUCACACCCAUUCUGCACAAGAUCGAGCGGGAGCGCGUCCGGCCGAUCAACUACCAGUACGGAUCCCGCGGCCCCAAGGAGGCGGACCAGAAGUGCGAGGAGAACAACUUCAAGUACUCCGGCUCCUACAAAUGGCACGGCGGCAAGGUGGCCACCUCCAAUCUCUGAGCGAUCGGACCGCACCUCAAACCUCCAAUCCCUUAGGACUGGCUUCACACAGGAUACUCCCUCCUCUCUCUGUCCUUACGUAUAUGUACAUACAUACAUAAUAUAUAUGUAUUCUUUGGUUAUUUGUAAUCUUCUUUGGUUUGUACAAGAAUUUUUUUAUUAAAUAUACGAACUAGCGUUAAACUGGAAA